GUGUGGAGCUGAGACAGCCGUCAGCAGAUUGAACACACAUCAACAUCUCUGUGUGUGCGCUGAAGAGUCAAACACAUAGAGAGAGAGAGAGAGAGAGAGAGAGGGAGGAAGAACAGAUGCAGCGACUGCAAGACAGACGCUUCUGAGCGCUUAGAAGGGAAGCAGAAACACUCUGGGAGGAAUGAAAGAGGAUCUGACAGAAAGACCAAAACCUCUGUGUUCCGUCUAAAUGGAUAAAUGUGCAGCUGCAGUGCUUUGUGCAACUGAAGGAAUUAACAUGCAAAACUAGCUGAAGACUCAAGCGGAAAGGCUUCGGUGAACUUCACCCUGAUCACUAACAAGGAGAUAGAAACACAAACAUCCUGCCAAACACAAUGAGCACCGUCUGGCCGACUGAACGCUUCACCAAUCUCACCAACAACGUCUCGUGUCCUCUGGAGGAGGAGAACCUGCGGCUCCCGCUGGCGGUGCUCUACUCGCUCAUCUUUCUGUUCGGUCUGGCAGGAAACCUGCUGGCUCUCUGGGUCUUCCUCUUCCUGCACUCGCGCAGAAACUCUGUGCGCGUCUUCCUGAUCAACGUGGCGCUGGCGGACCUGGUUCUGCUGGCGUGUCUUCCCUUCCGCGUGCUGUACCACGCUCAGGGGAACGUGUGGUCUCUGGGGCCACGCAUGUGCAAGGCGGUGGGCAACCUGUUCUACAUGAACAUGUACAUCAGCAUCACCCUGAUGGGUCUGAUCAGUCUGGACCGCUAUCUGAAGAUCAUCGGCGUGCGGGGCUCUCAGAGGGGCUGCGGGCCGCGCUGGCUCAGGGGCAGCCGCUGGAGUCUGGUGACCUGCGUUCUGCUGUGGAGCGGCUCUCUGGUGAUGGUGGUGCCUAUGAUCGCGCUGGCCGAGGGAAACGAGGAGCUGGGGAAGUGUUUCCAGUACAAGCAGAGAAAGCACGCCAGGGGCAAAGCCUACUUUAAUCUGUUCAUGGUAGCAGUGUUCUGGCUGGUGUUCGCAGUGCUGUUGGUUUCAUACGGACGGAUCGCACGCAGACUUCUGCAAGCAUCGCAGGACAAACCCAACCUGCCUAACGCUACACGCUACGCCCGCACUGCUAAGAAAUCCUUUGUGGUUCCACUCCUCUUCACCAUCUGCUUUGUGCCGUAUCAUGCUUUCAGAGGCUUCUAUGUGGCUUCGCAGCUUCGCGACAUCAGCUGUGAGACACGGCGGUUCAUGGAUCUCACCAACGAGAUCAUGCUUCUGUUCUCGGCUCUCAACAGCUGCCUGGAUCCCGUCAUGUACUUCAUGCUCUCGGGCUCGGUGCGCAAGGCCACCGUUCAGGCCUUGUCGCAAUUCUUGCAUUUGCAGAACGAACCUGCGGCGACCAACAGCUCGACCACGGAGUUCCGGAGGACGUCGGUGUCCCACGCUUCCAAUGCUCCGGUGCUGGGCACGUCCAGAGGCAGCCUGGGACUCAUUACAGCGAGCCUCCGCACCAAGCCCAACGACCAAGAGUCCUGUCCACAGAUCACGGCGCUGUCGAGCUCAUCGUGAGAUGACAGAGCUUCACCUGACCCACAUACUGGCCUGUGAAAGUGCACGGGGAGCGACUCACUGGUGUGAAACGAUGACUAGCUCGAAAAGUUUGCAUGGGAAAGUGCUUGAGACAUGGUUUCUGCGAGCCUCUGUGGGAUAUAUGGCUGGACGCCACAACCGCAGGAGAUCACCACACAUCUGCUUUGAGAUUUUAAAUCUAUCAGAUACAAUUCUUUCUCAUUGAACUCUUUUCAAGCUCAUGUACACUAUACGGACAAAAGUAUUGACACCCCCUUCUAAUGAACAUGUUUGACUGCUUUAGUAAUUUCCAUUCAAAUCUUAAUGUUUAAGCAUAUAAUGAUAUUCUGGGGAAUUGUGUGCUUCUAAUUUUAUAGCUACAGUUUGGACAGGACCCUUUUCUAUUCUAACGUGACAAUGCCUCUGUGUAUAAGGCAAGGUUCAAAAAGAAAUGAUUGAUUGAAGAGCUUGACUGGUCUGCAGAAACCUCUGCUGUGACUUUAAGAGCCAAAAACUCAUCACCAAACACCAAUGACUUGUACAUACGCUAUACGGACAGAAGUAUUGGAACACCCUCUUCUAUAGAACAGAAAAAGGCACUUCCAAAACUGUGGCAACAAAGAUGGAAACAUAAUUCAUGUAUAUUAAAAUUGAAUUUCCAUCUCUGUUGCAACAGUUUUGGAAGAGUCUAAAAUGACUGUCAAGUCAAUGGUGUUUGUCCAAACUAUUGCUAUAAAAUUAGAAGCACACAGUUCCCUAGAAUAUCAUUAUAUGCUUAAACAUUAAGAUUUGAACUUCAGUACUAAAGUAGUCAAACCUGUUCAUUAGAAGGAGUGUUCCAAUACUUUUAUCAAUAUAGUGUAUUUCAGGCAGCUAAACAGCAGACGACACUGACUUACACAUGAAGGAUGAAGGACGCCUCCUGCUGGAGGAAAGGAGUUACUGCACCUCCUAUGAUACGCUUCAUCAGUGGACUGUUACAGAGCUGUGCAAAAGGAACUGGUCUGAUUCAUCCUGUAAACCACUAGCCAGUGUUAGACUGAUCUCACACAGCUUGUUUAUCUCAUGAACAUCAGACACAACCGAUCAGCGUCCAUCUGAAGCGCCAAUCUGACAAUAAUCCCACUAUAAUCACAGAUGGUGCAACUUAUGUCAGCACUUUCUGGACACGAGCUGGUGAAGAUUAUUAUCUUGACAUGACUGUUCAUCUUUUCUACUGUUUAUAAAUCCAUGUAGCUCAGGCUGUAGGUCUGAUUCCCAGUGAACGCAUGAACUCAUAACAUGCACACCUUGAAUGAAAGUGUCUGCCAAAUGCAUAAAAGUAAAAGAGUAUAAUAAACAGGAAUAAAAAGCCUUAUAU
This is a messenger RNA of Onychostoma macrolepis, 2898 nucleotides long. RefSeq names its product G protein-coupled receptor 34a (gene gpr34a). Lineage: Eukaryota; Metazoa; Chordata; Actinopteri; Cypriniformes; Cyprinidae. The coding region runs from base 375 to 1538 and encodes 387 amino acids. Gene Ontology annotation, cellular component: membrane. The record is from RefSeq and is a predicted model, not a curated record. Gene Ontology annotation, biological process: G protein-coupled receptor signaling pathway. Gene Ontology annotation, molecular function: G protein-coupled purinergic nucleotide receptor activity. The transcript has 2 exons.